This is a messenger RNA of Eutrema salsugineum, 1464 nucleotides long. Its product is annotated as probable indole-3-pyruvate monooxygenase YUCCA8. The record is from RefSeq and is a predicted model, not a curated record. Bases 1 to 1284 code for a protein of 427 amino acids. Gene Ontology annotation, molecular function: NADP binding; N,N-dimethylaniline monooxygenase activity; flavin adenine dinucleotide binding. The transcript is spliced from 3 exons. NCBI's taxonomy places the organism in Eukaryota, Viridiplantae, Streptophyta, Magnoliopsida, Brassicales, Brassicaceae. Gene Ontology annotation, biological process: auxin biosynthetic process.
AUGGAGAACAUGUUUCGUUUGAUGGAUCACGAUCAGGACGUAACAACAAACCGGUGCAUUUGGGUCAACGGACCGGUCAUCGUAGGAGCAGGACCGUCGGGAUUAGCGACGGCGGCUUGUCUCCGGGAACAAAACGUUCCUUUCGUCGUCCUUGAGAGAGCAGAUUGUAUUGCUUCUCUGUGGCAAAAACGUACUUACGAUCGUCUCAAGCUUCACCUUCCCAAGCAGUUCUGCCAAUUACCGAAAAUGCCCUUCCCGGAGAGUUUCCCUGAGUACCCCUCGAAGCGUGAGUUUAUCGAUUACCUCGAGUCUUACGCUUCCCGUUUCGAGAUCAACCCAAAGUUCAACGAGUGUGUGCAAACCGCCCGGUUCGACGAGACCAGCGGGUUGUGGCGAGUCAAGACCGUGUCGAACGCUGAGUCGACUCGUUCCGAGGUCGAGUAUAUUUGCCGGUGGCUUGUGGUGGCUACCGGAGAAAAUGCGGAGAGAGUGAUGCCGGAGAUCGAAGGGCUUUCUGAGUUUUCCGGUGAGGUGAUUCACGCUUGCGAUUAUAAGUCCGGCGAGAAAUUCGCCGGGAAAAAAGUGCUAGUCGUUGGUUGUGGAAACUCCGGCAUGGAAGUCUCUCUUGACUUAGCUAAUCAUUUCGCUAAGCCUUCCAUGGUCGUUAGAAGCUCCGUUCAUGUGAUGCCAAGAGAAGUAAUGGGGAAAUCGACGUUUGAGCUUGCGAUGAAUAUGCUAAAGUGGCUUCCUUUAUGGCUCGUAGACAAGAUAUUGCUGGUUUUUUGUUGGUUCGUGCUUGGAAACAUCGAGAAAUACGGUUUGAAACGACCCGAGAUGGGUCCGAUGGAGCUAAAGAGCGCGAAAGGCAAAACGCCGGUGCUUGACAUCGGAGCUCUGGAGAAGAUCCGAUCAGGAAAGAUCGAUGUGGUUCCAGGGAUCAAAAGAUUUAACGGAAACCGAGUCGAACUUAUUAAUGGAGAACAACUCGACGUCGACUCAGUUGUGCUUGCCACUGGUUAUCGCAGCAACGUCCCAUAUUGGCUACAGGAGAGUGAGUUCUUUGCAAAGAAUGGUUUCCCGAAAACAGCGGUUGGAAGCAGCGGUUGGAAAGGAAGGACUGGAUUGUAUGCGGUUGGGUUUACGAGGAGAGGGCUCUCAGGUGCGUCAAUGGACGCGGUUAAGAUCGCACAAGACAUAGGCUCUGUUUGGAAACUAGAAACUACACAGCCAACAAAACGCUUGACGGCUUCUUCUCAUCGACGAUGUAUCUCUCAACAGUUCUAAUUUUAGGAGAAAGAUUAGAGUUUUAGGACAGAGAUAGAUCACAGAUAGAGAAAAGCAAAGAAGAAUGAGCCCUCUCCUGAAGAAGACCCAAAGUGAAUCAAAAGGGUGUUGUGUGUGUUUGUUUUUUUGUGUUACCUCCUCCACUUGUUGUUUUGGGUGUUUUGUGUAAACAGAGGAUGA